Messenger RNA from Cheilinus undulatus (humphead wrasse), 7613 nucleotides. RefSeq names its product integrin, alpha V (gene itgav). The transcript has 32 exons. Gene Ontology annotation, cellular component: external side of plasma membrane; integrin complex. NCBI's taxonomy places the organism in Eukaryota, Metazoa, Chordata, Actinopteri, Labriformes, Labridae. Gene Ontology annotation, biological process: cell adhesion mediated by integrin; cell-matrix adhesion; cell-cell adhesion. Gene Ontology annotation, molecular function: integrin binding. The record is from RefSeq and is a predicted model, not a curated record. The coding region runs from base 351 to 3494 and encodes 1047 amino acids.
CCUGAGAUGACACACUUAGAUGUACACACUCACACAUUCACGGCCUCUCGCUGGGCUCCCUCGCAUGUUUCUCUCUCUUUUAUCGGCUAAAACAGGCUAACGGACCGCUGAACACCGCCGACCGGAACCUGGCCUCUGUUAGCCGCUUCUACGCGUCCACCGGCCGAGGAACAAAGCGGAUAUUCGGUUAACUGACCUCUUCAUGUCGACUAGUUCUCCGUGGUUUCUGGUGGAGAGCUCAUGUAAAGAAGGCUGAGAUUUGCCAUCACUGUGGGCGGAUAUUUACCUACUAGCUAACUAACAUCCAUCGGUGUGUCCAUCCUCACUCUCCCCGGGGGUUUCCAGCAGCCAUGGCCGGAGGAGGACGCGCUGCUCUCGGUCUACUCGCCCUGCUGUGUUCGCUGUUCUACCGCUGCAGCUCCUUCAACCUGGAUGUGGAAAACCCGUCUGUGUUCUCUGGACCGGAGAGGAGCUACUUCGGCUUCUCCGUGGACUUCUUUCAGACCUCAAACAACUUAAAGUCAGACGUUCUGAUCGGCGCUCCUCGGGCGAACACAUCAUCUCCCAGCAGCGUCGUGGAGCGAGGGGUGGUGUACAGCUGUCCCUGGGCUUCUUCUUCUUCCUGCCAGGAGCUGCUGUUUGACAACACAGAUGACCGGACGAACCCAAGUGGAGUUAAGAUGGAGUUUAAGUCCAAGCAGUGGUUCGGAGCAUCAGUACGAUCAGAUGGAGAGCACAUCUUGGCGUGUGCUCCUCUGUAUCAGUGGUCCACACAUGGUUUGUUGGAGAGAGAGCCUGUGGGGACAUGUUUCAUGAAGAAAGGAGACACCGUGGUUGAGUACUCGCCCUGCAGAUCCAACGCCAUGUCUCCUGAGGGUCAGGGUUUCUGCCAGGCCGGGUUCAGCGCUGAUUUCUUGAAGACGGAGAGCAGAGUGGUGGUGGGAGGACCGGGCAGCUUCUACUGGCAGGGUCAGCUGAUUUCUGACGACGUCUCUGAGAUUUUUACCCGCUUUGAGAAGAAGUUCAUCAACUCGUACGUGAACACGCUGACUACAAAGUCUGCCAGCGCUGCUUAUGACGACAGUUACCUGGGAUAUUCUGUGACUGUUGGAGACUUCAAUGAUGACGGAAAAGAAGAUUACGCAACUGGAGUCCCUCGUGGAGAGAAGGCACUGGGUUAUGUGAACAUCUUUAAUGGCCUGAACAUGGAGUCUAUGGUGAACUUCACAGGAACACAGAUGGCUGCAUACUUUGGCCAUUCAGUCGCUGCUACUGAUGUCAAUAAUGACGGUAUGGUGGAUCUUCUGAUUGGAGCUCCUCUCUUCAUGGACCGAGGGUCUGAUGGGAGACUGAGAGAGGUGGGACAGGUGUCUGUUUACCUGGGUAAAGGUGGCUUCUCUUACCACCCUCCUCAGCAGCUCACCGGCUCGGAGGAUUACGCACGAUACGGCUCCGCCAUUGCGGCACUGGGAGACCUGGACAUGGACGGGUUCAAGGACGUGGCUAUCUCUGCUCCCUAUGGCGGUCCAGACCGCUACGGUCUGGUCUACAUCCAUAAUGGCCGUCCACAGGGGCCCGACCCCACACCUUCACAGGUCCUCCAGGGUAAAUGGGCAUCCAGCUACAUGCCUGCCAGCUUCGGAUACUCCAUGACAGGGAACACUGACAUCGACAAGAACGGAUACCCAGAUUUAAUAGUGGGCGUGUUCGGAGCUGAUAAAGCAGUUUUAUACAGAGCUCGCCCUGUGAUCAGCGUGAACGCCACGUUGGACAUGACGCCUCAGAUCAUCAACCCAGAGGAGAAGACGUGCACACUGACUGGAACCUCCACACUAGUUUCCUGUUUCAGGGUGAAGUAUUGUAUUAAGGCCAGCGGACUCAGAGCUCCGCCAACUCUCAGUUUCCGCAUUGACCUGGAGCUGGAUCGCCUGAAGCAGAAGGAAUCAACUAAACGUGUCCGCUUCCUGCAUGAUCAAACGUUUCAUUAUACCAAAACUAUGGUGGUGUCCAAUGGGAGAGGCCCUUCCUGUGAGGAGCAGCUUGUCUACCUGAGGGAUGAUGGAGAGUUUCGGGAUAAGAUCACUCCCAUCUCAGUGGCGAUGGAUUACGCCCUGAACUAUCAGCUGGCUGCUGAUGACACCGGCCUGCUGCCCAUCCUCGACAUGUCCACGCCGUCCAACGUCACCAAGCAGGCUCACAUCCUGCUGGACUGUGGAGACGAUAACAUCUGUAAACCUGACCUGAAGCUGUCAGUGAAGAGUGACCGUGAGGAGAUCUACAUUGGAGACGAUAACGCUCUGACCUUGGGUAUCAUUGCUGAGAAUAAAGGAGAGGGAGCUUACGAGGCUGAGCUGCACGUCUACCCGCCACAGCAGGCCGACUUCACCGGGGUCGUCCGCAGCCAGACCCUGAGCAGACUCUCCUGUGCCUACAAGAAAGAGAACCAGACCAAGAUGGUGGUGUGUGACCUGGGAAACCCCAUGAAGAUGGGAACAGAGAUAAAGGCUGAGCUGAGGUUCAGCGUUCACCAGCUGUCAGAGGAGGACACGUCAGUGAAGUUUGACCUACAGAUUGUCAGCUCGAAUCAGUUCAACAACACAAGUCCUCGAGUGUCCAGCGUCACCAAACUGGCCGUCCUGGCUAAAGUCUCCAUCAGAGGGUCGUCCUCUCCCACUCAGGUUCUUCUUCCCAUCGCUAACUGGAAACCCAAAGAUCCUCCUGUGAGCGGAGACGACGUGGGGCCAGAGAUCAUCCACGUUUACGAGCUGCUGAACAGCGGGCCGAGUACGUUCAGUAAGGCGUCUCUGGAGGUGGAGUUUCCGUAUCACUACAAGAACGACUCCCUGCUCUACAUCAUGGACUUCUCCACUGAGGGGCCGAUGAACUGCACCACGGACAUCAGGAUCAACCCCUCAAACCUGUCGAACCCGUCCUCAGAAAAGAACACCACCGUGGUUCCUCCCGGAGAGCGAGAGGCGGAGGGACGAAAUGCAAACCAGGUCCGCAAAAGGAGAGAGCUGGAGUUGACUAGAGACUCGCAGACCGACCUGCAUACACUGGACUGCUCUACAGCAGACUGUCAGCGUAUCCGCUGUCAGGUGGGUCGACUAGAGAGGAGGAAGAACGCUAUCCUGUUCAUCUACUCCAGACUGACCGUCAACAACUUCCUACGGACGGAGAAUCAGAAUCGUUCCUAUGUGAUUCGAUCGACGGCGUCCUUCAGCGUCAUCGAGAUGCCGUACAAGAACUUGGUGUCUGAGCUGCCGUCCAACAGCACCACAGUGAGCGUAUCCGUCAUGUGGGUGGCGGAGCCUAUUCAGUCAGUCCCCGGUUGGGUCGUGGCUCUGGCGGUGUUGGCCGGUCUGCUGCUUCUCGCUCUGCUCAUCUUCAUCAUGUACAAGCUGGGUUUCUUUAAGCGUGUCCGACCCCCCCAGGAGGACUGCACAGAGAAGGAGCAGCUUCAGCCGGAGGAGAACGGAAACACUGACGCCUAGUGGUCAAAGUGAGGAGUAGCGCCCCCCCCCCCACUGUUGUACAGAACUAUUCAGGGUAACACGGCCGCUUAGACAGAGUCACUGUAUUCACUGUUGGAUGGGAGGAAAUGGUACAGGUGAAAGUUUUCUACCUUUAUUCUGUUCUUUUAUUAGUCGGGUUAUGUUUGUGCCAAACAGACUGAGUCACGCAUGAAACUCUCAGAGGUCAGGUGAUUUAAAUUAAAGGAAUAAUUCAAACUUUUAGUGUUAACCGUACUGGUACUAGUCCAUUUUGGGCCCUACAUGCUCUGAAUUUGAACAAAAACACAGCUGUGCCCAGAGCCUUGAGGAACAUGAUGAACUAUUCCUUUAACUUAGAUCUCUGAGGGUUCAUGGGCCAAAACUUUGAGGUCAUUCCACCAUGAGAAGUUAGAGCUAUCAUGAGAAGUCAAGUGACCCUCAGAGAUUUGAAGAAUUCUCUGCAACAGAAUAGGAGGAGUAUGGCCUAAUUUUUAAUUUGCACAUUUUUGUCCAAAUCCAAAAUUAUCAAAAAUGUCCAAAACUGCUGAUAAAUGAUUAUAUUUUGUUUAUUUUAGGCUAAAUGGGAGCUGCUUGACUUUUAUAAAAAUGGCCUUGCGGGGCCACUGCAACACUCCUAAGCAUGAAAUGUACAUACUGAAUUUAAAAAAAACAGAAAAGAAGAACACAAACACUGAAAAAGUGAAAUAAUUCUGCUAAAGCACACAUGAUUAUUUAAAUUUAGGCCUAUGAUAGUAAGAAAAGCCACAGCCUAUAAUAUCUAAAACAGCAUCCCUGUUAGAAUGACAUGAUUAAAUGUUUGUUCAACAGCAAUAAAAAUUCAGCAAUAAUAAAUCUGAUCUUUCAAUCUUUGAUAUCAGCGAUAAUGAGGACCGCAGUGUCCCUUUUUCUAUGUUUGUUUUUUAUUCUGAAUAAAGUGGGUUUGAUUUUCUUUGAUUUGGGUUGAUGAGAAGUGUUACAGUAAUAUAUUUACCCUGAAAUAUUUUUUAUUUUCUUUGUUUGUUCAUUGGGAAGCUGGUUUCAUUUGUUUCUGCUUUGUUUGAUUUUAUUUUUGGUAUUUUUCUACAAAAACAACGAUGUUAAAAACACAAGAUGGUCCGGCUCAUUUCAACACGGUAAAAUAAUGUUUGAACAGAGGUUUUUAUUCUGGAUGGAAAAUAAUGUUUGGCUGGAAAAUCAAUGAAAGUUCUUGAAUUUAUGAUUCUGAUGUUUAGUCAACAGUUUGCUAAGCUCCUCCUCCUUUCACUGAUGGCCAAUCACAGCUAUCUGUCAGUCUCUGAUGGGCUGUUCUGGUUUUAGAGGGGAAUUCCAACUUUCAGAUCCUCUAUCAACAUUUCAGAAAAUCCUUAUUUUAAUAUUUUUAAUCCAUAAACUAACCCAACCAGCUGCCUGGACACUCGUUACUGUUGAACAUAAAAAAGCAAAAGAGUGUCAUUCACUCCCCGGUACCUGUACCUCUGCCCUCCGGCCCUUUAACCAGGUGUUCACCCAAACAGCUAAAAGACCACGGGGUGCCCCAGCUCUCCCUCCUGCACCCCUAAUGCUCCCGUCCUGUUAGUGGCUAUUAGACUGUACGCCACAGAACGCUAUUACCCACAAUUCUUUUAGUGUUGUGAUGUUUCAAACAGCCAUAGGGGAAACUAAACAGUUGUUUCAUGAAGCCAAGGAGAUAGAGGAGAUGUUUCUCUUUAAAAUAGUUUUCAUCAUAAAACUCGUGAAGCUGAGGUCACUGAUUCACAGCCAACAUUAGAGUUUAGAAAGAUUUCGCAUGUGCAUUUUAUCAAUGCUUCCAGCGUGAACAUGGAAGUGCACUUUUCAGUGAAACUCCCUCAUUGUGAGAAAGUUAUGAAUAAAAAUGUCAGCUGUCCGUUCAGUAAGGAUGCCUAUGAGGUGACAGGACAGAGUCCUCGCAUCAAAAUCGGUCGUAUCGGUCAUAUUGUUUUGAUUGAGAGCCCCCUGGUGGUGGAAUUAUACAGGCUCUGCAUUUACACAGUUGUAGAGAAUAGAAAAAAAAUUGGAACUGAGAAAGCUGUGAGUUUAUGAACUCAAAAACUUCAAUUUUUUAAAGUUUAAGAUUUUUGUCAUUAUAAAGUUGUAAAUUUAACAGAGCUUUAUUAUCGUGGUUGGAUAGACGAUAGUCUCUUCUUAGUCCAGAUAGCAAUGAUAAUCAUUCUGGGAUAAAAAAAAACCAAGUAUUUCUUAUUGAUUAGUCCCAGUUUAAAGGAUAAUCUGAUUAGAGUGCAGGACAGCAGCUUCAUCUGGUUUAAUUUUCUUCAGUUAUUUCAGCUGUAUGCUCUCUAAAAUUCAACAUUUGGCUCUGGUAAAUUUGUGAUUUUUCAAACUUGAAACUUCUACUUUUUUUCAUGUAAAGUUUAGACUUUAAACUUAAAAAUGUAAUAUUAUUUUCUAAGUUUCUAAGUUUUUAAAUGUUUUCAAAGUGGUCCUAAUAUGUCUUCGUUCACUUCCACAAAUGUGCUCUGUAAGGAAAACCUGACGGUUAAAAUGCAGGAGACAAGUAGAGGACUGUGGGUAGCGUAGUUCGUAAGCUGUUCUAGACUGGCAGCCAUAGCAACAGCAAUGAAGGGGAGGGGCUUAAUAAACAGUCAGUUGGUUACUGUUUGUCUUUCCCGCCCUGCACUGAGGCUUCUUUGACAUUAAAUGAUUUUUUUAAAGUAUUUAGAACUUUUCAGAGUCAUAAAUCAAAGCUUUGGUCGCUGUUUUUAUGUCUGUGUGAUGAAGAGAAUGAGAGAGUGUGAAUAUAUAAAAUAGAAUCUUUGCUAUGAAUUCACCCAUAUUGGGUUUACAUCCUGAGUUAAUGUAAAAGGUUGGUGAUCAUUUAUAAUAUAGUAAUCAUAUUAAUAACUCCACAGCACUCCUAGGUUAGCUUGCUAUGUCAUUUUUCAUGUUAUUCACUGCUUUAUGUUGUUCAUGUAAUACCAUCUGCUACCACAAGGUGUCACUAUUUCAUUUUAAUAUUGUGUUCAGUAUCUCUUGGCUUAAAUAUAGAAUGAGGAAUGCAGUUAAAAUGUCAAACUUUUCCUUUAAAUCAUGAAAAUCUGGAUUUAGAAUGACUGGAAAUAUUAUUUUUCUUUUAUUUUUCAUGUUUUUAAGAAGAAACAAUCAAGUUAGACAAACUAGAGCUUUAAACCUGCAGUUUCCACAGAUCCCUGUCCAUCCUGUUCCAUCUUCACCACGGUUUUGCUCCAGUGUGCACCUUUGCCCACUUGAUCCUUUUCUGGCACUCAGCACAGAAGCAUUAAAAAUGUUGGCUUUAAAUUGUGCUUGGUUCUCUAGCACAACUAACAGGACAGACCAGGAUGAGCUCAGGUAGGGUCGGACUAGAAUUACGGGGUCUGAUCUGAGCUCUAACGUGGAUUUAUUCAUGCUGGCAACAAGCUUUGUUCAAAUAGACUGAGUGUUCCACAUCCUGUGGUCUUAAUCCAGAGAUGGACUAGAACAGGCUGUGGUCCACUCUGGACUACAGGAGAGAACGUAGUGCAGACAGGGUUUGUGGAAAUGCAGGUUAGUUUUUAAGAGUUUAUUUUCCAUAUAUUCAGCUGUUACUGGAGAGAUUCAACAAGUUUGUCUUCAUGGUUUAAAAUCUGAGUUCUCACCACAGCAGGCAGUCUUUUUACUGAAGCCCUAACAUGUUAAACACCAGAUAGAGCUCUUUAGAGUUCGUAACAAACUAAAUACUUCUCUGUCCAGCUAUGAAGGCUAAUAAUGAGAAGGUUAGGAGCUCAGUCAUGCAGAUUUCUUCUGAACAAUAUCAGAUUGAUCCUCAGUGAACACAUUUCUCUCCACACUGUUCAGAUUUUGGAUAAUUCUUUAGGUGUCCUGGACUGACGCCCAUUCAGUUUAAAAUGUCCUGGGUUUAUUCAAGAUCAGUGAAACUGAUCCAAUCAGAUCUGAUGUGUCAUCAGUCCUGCUGCCUGCCUGCUGUUAUUUCACUUUGAUAUUUAACACCACUUUCUGUCUGUAUGCCAUGACAAAAAGCCUGAAACUAUUUUAUGAUGUAUGUAUUCUUUCACCCAGAAAUUAAAUUUAACUGUUUGAUACGGCGAUGGAUUCACUGAGCUGAAAUAAACCCGUCUGGUCACA